AUGUGCCAGCUCACCAACGGAAUAUCCAACUGGGUCAAAGAGAGCGUCCUCACCGAAGCUGAGCCCAAAGGCCGGGGUUAUGUUAUAGAGACAUGGAUCCUUAUCGCGCAGCAUCUGUUCCAGUUGAGCAAUUUCGAUGGCCUUGUGGCUGUCACCUCGGGACUGGACGAUACCUCUGUGCUGAGGCUCAAACAGUCUUGGGAUGCUGUAUCAGUACAGGCCAAGGAGUCGUUCCGCUCCCUACGGCGGAUCAUCGACCCAUCCGAGAACCACAAGACGCUGCGAGCUUUAUUCUCAAGUUCCUCGAUAUAA
Fusarium tjaetaba is the source of this 312-nucleotide messenger RNA. Its product is annotated as Ras guanine-nucleotide exchange Cdc25p. The transcript has a single exon. Gene Ontology annotation, molecular function: guanyl-nucleotide exchange factor activity. Gene Ontology annotation, cellular component: plasma membrane. The coding region runs from base 1 to 312 and encodes 103 amino acids. Gene Ontology annotation, biological process: Ras protein signal transduction; positive regulation of GTPase activity. The record is from RefSeq and is a predicted model, not a curated record. Lineage: Eukaryota; Fungi; Ascomycota; Sordariomycetes; Hypocreales; Nectriaceae.